Cololabis saira (Pacific saury) is the source of this 2301-nucleotide messenger RNA. RefSeq names its product methyltransferase like 17 (gene mettl17). NCBI's taxonomy places the organism in Eukaryota, Metazoa, Chordata, Actinopteri, Beloniformes, Belonidae. The record is from RefSeq and is a predicted model, not a curated record. The transcript is spliced from 14 exons. Gene Ontology annotation, biological process: translation. Gene Ontology annotation, molecular function: methyltransferase activity; structural constituent of ribosome. Bases 108 to 1496 code for a protein of 462 amino acids. Gene Ontology annotation, cellular component: mitochondrial small ribosomal subunit.
GUUGAAGGACUAAAUGGCCCAGCGUGUAUUAACGUGGUAAUGAUGAAAGUUAAAGUUAAAUUUAUAGCGAUUUUAGGUGUUUAAAUUUCUGCCCAGACACCCAAAGCAUGGCAUCACGGAGCUAUGGAGCCUGCGCUCUCUGUCAGAGGGUGGCAGCGGUGAAGAUAGUGUUCAGGGGAAUGAGUGCUGCUGCUCACCUACAGCCCAAAGAGGACUUUUUAAAUGGAACACCACACAAGAAGCACCCAGGUGUGACAAACCUGAAGACUCUGCGACUUCCUGAGGAGCUCCAAGUGGCUGCACAGUCGAUUAUUCACAGAGCUCAAGUAAUGAAGCUUCCCGAACGUGCUCAGAAACUCACAAACUUCCUGUGGAGCCGCAAGCGAGCAGUCGAGGAUUUCACGUUGAGGCAGCAGGCUGUGAGCCUGGAGAAGGAGCUCUGGGGAAAAGCCAUGCAGAAGAUAGAAGUUUCAGAUAUUGACGAGGAAGCGCUGGAGCAUCGUAUCAGGAAGAGGGUUUUCUCAGAGCUCAGGAGGACAACAUAUCGCUGGACGCCUAUGAAGUAUGAUGAGGAGCUGGGUGUGGUGUACAUGGCAGCUCGCCUUGCUGGAGGCUACGCAGCAGUCCGAAGAGCUCUGAAUGAGAUCAAGAAGAGAGACUCUGCAUUUGCCCCUCAGACCCUCCUGGAUUUUGGUUCAGGCCUCGGGACCGUCGCCUGGGCAUCACACUCGUGCUGGGGCGACUCCUUGAAGGAGUUGGUGUGUGUGGACAGCUCUGGGCCGAUGAACGUUUUGGCAGAGCGACUUCUGAAAGGUGAUGACGAAAGAGGGGAACCUCACAUCAAACAAGUGUAUUUCAGACAGUUUCUUCCUGUCUCUCCUAAGACGCAGUUUGACUUGGUGGUCUCAGCGUUCACCUUGUCGGAAAUCUCCAACGUAAAAGAUCGAGAGGAUGCAGUGGUGACGCUGUGGAGAAAGACCAGCUCCUACCUGGUGUUGGUGGAAAAUGGCACCAAAGAAGGCCACCAGAUGCUCAUGGAGGCCAGAGAAACUUUACUGAAGAAACAAGAGAAGAUAGUCCACGACCCCAGACCAGCGUUCAUGUUCGCUCCGUGUCCUCAUGAAAUGAUAUGUCCUAAACUGGCUCAGGGGCCCAUCACACCCUGCAACUUCCACCAGCAGUACCAUCCGCUGCCUCUGCCCCAGCACAAUGGUUGUCAAAUAGAGAAGUUCAGCUAUUUAAUUUUGAGUCGAACAGGAGGAGGGAAACCAGAAACGGAAGGUGUAACGUGGGCCAGGCUCAUCGCACCGGUGCUGCGCAGGACGAGACACGUCCACUGCCGGAUGUGUUGCCCCGAUGGACAGCUGCAGCACAUGGUGGUGACGGCGCGGAAGCACAGCAGAGAUAUGUACCGUUGUGCUCGGAGCAGUGACUGGGGAGAUCAGCUGCCGAUGGUUCAGAAAGCCGAGGAGGACGUCGACAGUGAGUCGGAGUGACGGCUCUGCCUGGAACAAUCUUUAAACUUUCUAAACAAUGGAGGACACGUGACAUGUCAGAUUCACUCAAAAAACACAUGAGUUUUAAUUUGUAGUGCUUAAGUACAACUAAUGUGUUGUCAUGACUGUACUUUACUCAUCUUUAAUUUGUACCUUCUAGGAAGCUUUGUUCUUUUUAUAAUCAUGAUGUGCUUUGAACUUAAUUGCAGCCUUUAUAAAGGGGGAUAAUAAAGUUUGUUCAAGCGCAUUUCAGUGCUUCCGAUGAACAUUUGUUGGUUUAACAUACUAAAGGAUUUAACUAGGAACAGUCAAAAUCAUUUUUUAGACCUUCUUUUCUUCUUCCCAGUGAGCUGAAAUCACUUCAUGCCCCGUAUAUUUUGCGGUGGGUUUUACAUCCGUUGCCACUCUUGAAAGAACCCUCCUCUUUUAUGUGGGAUUGGCACCACCACAUUGAGGACACUUGUGAGUCCUUUGUGGCUGCAAUUUUUAAUUUGUGGAAAAAUGAGUCCAAAAAUGUUAGACAUGUUAUUAUACAAGUUAUUUUUUUCAAACUUGCAAUAAUGAUUUUAAGCUUGUGGUUGGAGAAAAUAAGUCUGUUCGUGAUAUUUGGCCUUAAAAAACUAGAGGGCUUUUUUUCACUUUUGUUGUGUGAGAUAAUCAACUUGGAAAAAUUGUUUUUAGACGUUAUUCUGCCUGCCGAUCACAUCUGAGAUGAAUCACCAUUGUCCACUCAGCUGUCACUUAAGUAUGAAUCAGGAAGAAAGUGCUGCUUAAAAUAACAAACCAGAUUUGAGUUUAAGAAAAA